This is a messenger RNA of Acipenser ruthenus (sterlet), 1762 nucleotides long. RefSeq lists its product as uncharacterized. NCBI's taxonomy places the organism in Eukaryota, Metazoa, Chordata, Actinopteri, Acipenseriformes, Acipenseridae. The record is from RefSeq and is a predicted model, not a curated record. Bases 5 to 1762 code for a protein of 585 amino acids. The transcript is spliced from 4 exons.
CAAUAUGGAAAGAAAAAAAAACAGUUGGCUUUUAAUCUGUUUAUUUUUACUUCUUCAAAACUUUCAAGCAUGCAUACUUUCAAGAAUUACACCAACAGUGAUAACUCGUGAUGUGGACCUAAAAAACUCUUCAAGUCUGAAAAUUCACCAGAGACCAAAGAGAUGGGUUGGAGCACUGAUACAGAUUACAGUAGAAGUGACUGACACUGCACUGACUGUAGCAAAUGCUUUAAAAGAUGGAUGUGUUUACAGGCCAAUGAUAUGCACAUAUAAAGACGAAAUAAAAGAAUAUGAAGACAAGGAAAGAAGCCUUUCAAUAGAUUUGACCAAACAGCGAGAUAUAUUGUUAUCAGAGGUAGAAAAGCUUACAACGUCAUUUAUUCAAAAUGAUGAAAUCUAUAAUUAUGUUGAGGAUACUGUGGAAUUAGCAACAGAAAUUACCGUCUUAAUGAAGCUCUGGAGCACUGAAGUUACAUCAAAAAAGUAUAUACUGAGCAUAAAUGGCACAUUAAAUAUGAGUAAUACAAACAUCCCUGAAAGCAUUGAGAAAAAAUUCAGUGAUCAAAGAAGUGAAUAUUUGAAGAAACUUGGAAUAACAAUAGGGAUAAAAGCUUUAGUUUAUUUUAUUUUACACUUUAUUACUUAUUCAGCUAAUAAGUUUAUAAAUACAAUUGUUAUUACCCUGACAAGUACUCUUGCUCCAGGCCUUCAGAUGGAUCAAUCAUUCAAAACAUAUUAUCGUCAGAAUACAAACGCUUACAUUUCUAAGUGGUAUGCAAAGCAGGGCGUUCAUACAGCAGCAAGCAAGUCAACGGUUUUCAAAGCAAAAGUAAAAGGUUUUGUUCAGACUGCAACUGCAUACAUCAAAGAUUCUUCCAGGGAUUUUUACAAGAGUAAAUCCUUUUGGGCAACCACACUGAUCUCUGUGGCAGGGGCAGCCCUUUCACAAGGUCUUCAAGUGCAUCAACUUAUUCGCAUAGAAAAUGAGAUGAAAGAAUUAGUUCAAAGUCACAAAGUUCUAUACUCUAGCCUUCAAGUGUCAUUAGCAAACAUGACUAGAACAAAACAAUCUUUACAGGAAGAAUGGAAGUUAUCAAUUGAUAUUUUUAAGAACUUGACAUUUUACAUAAGUGACACAAAGUCCGCUUUUGAAGAGCUACCAGUAAAGCAGCAGUUGAAUGUCAAAGAACAGUUGCCUGAACUUCAUAAGCUUCUAGAAAUAGACAUUCAAAGUACAACUUCAGACAACAUAUUACAAAAACAGAGGGACAUUUUAAAGUAUAUGACCAGCAUGAAAGAUUCCAUAAAAAUAAUCAGAGCUCAUGUUCUAUUGGAGGUGAUACUAUUGCAAGUGAUAAAAAAUGGUCUAAACCAUUCCCAAGAAGUUGAUGUAAUUGUGGCUAUUGUCAAUGGUCAUCUUGAUAAAGAAGAAACAAUGCAUAAAAAGAUAGACUUGAAGGUAGUGUUGUGUCAGAUAUCUGAAUGGAGUAAUGAAGGCUAUUAUAAUUACUAUGACUUAUCUGAUUUUAGACACUGCCCAAUAGACAUAAAUAUGGAAGAAGUCAAACGGAAGCAACACGAAAGAAAGAAUCUUAUACAAAAGUUAAAUUCAUUAAUUGAUACGUGCAUACUUAUGAAUUUUCAGUUUUGUCCGACAGUUUCUGCGAUUGCAAAGACAUUAAUGUUGACUGAGGAAGAAACCAAACGUCAUAUUAAAAUGAUCAAGCCUGAUAUGCAGGAUUUCAAUGGAACACCGUUAUAA